This is a messenger RNA of Arvicanthis niloticus (Nile rat), 575 nucleotides long. RefSeq names its product bolA family member 3 (gene Bola3). Gene Ontology annotation, cellular component: mitochondrial matrix. Lineage: Eukaryota; Metazoa; Chordata; Mammalia; Rodentia; Muridae. The record is from RefSeq and is a predicted model, not a curated record.
AGUGCCUGCGUCUUUCCGGCUGCACCGUGACCUCGGGCUGCGUCGCCGGGCAUGGCGGCCUGGGGCCCGGCGGCCGCUGCGCCUCUGCUCCGCGGGAGCCGCGGGCUCCCCCUGUGGCACUGUGCCCAUCGGAUGUUUGCCUCCCAGACAGAGGGGGAGCUCAAAGUGACCCGGGUUCUCAGAGAAAAGUUCCCUCGAGCCACCGCUAUCCAAGUCACAGACAUCUCAGGAGGCUGCGGGGCGAUGUAUGAAAUUAAAAUCGAAUCAGAAGAAUUUAAAGAGAAGAGAACUGUCCAGCAGCACCAGAUGGUCAAUCAGGCACUAAAAGAAGAGAUCAAGGGCAUGCAUGGCCUUCGGAUAUUUACCUCUGUCCCCAAGUGCUGACCACAGCCCGGCUCCGUGACUGCUCAUGCUUAAAACCUGAGUGCCCUUCGCUCACAGCAAUAUUCCAGAAAAAUCCCUGCCCCCUCCAAAAGUAUCUAUUUUUUGUUCAUAGACAUUUCUAUAUUAUAAUUAUAGGAAAUAUGUUAUCUAUUUAGAGUUAAUUAAAGAUCACAGGUACCUACCGCUCAGAA